GAGCAACACUGGAGCGAUUAGCAGCAAAAAGGGGGAGCCUGAUAUCGAGGAGUCAGCCCGAUGUAUAUCUCUCUAUACGCCUCAACUUUUAACACAAAGUUCAAUAUCCAAACACAAAAACGGGACGAGGACUACGCAGAGCCACACUUUGCUUUUUACGCAUUUUCACUGAAUGUAACAUAUGGGACCAUAGAGGCAGCCUGAGCUGGAUUCUGGUUUAUUUCUUAUAUAUUUAUUUUUUUCUCCCUUUUUUUGGAUUUUUUUUUUCUGACUCGGACUCUAUUUGACCGAGUUUCUUGAGAUUUUUAUUUAUUGAAUCUUUUUCCGCCUGGGGAGAAGCAUCUCACUGUUGUUAUGAAGACUUCAUCCGUCCUUUCUUAAUAUGGAAGGAUCCAGCGGGUCGAGUUUUGGGAUAGACACUAUUUUAUCCAGCGCCUCUAACUCUGGUAACCCCGUACUAAUGAACGGAGAUUUCCGGCUGGGCGACAGCAGGACAGCGGAUUUCAGGAGCCAGUCAACCCCCUCGCCAUGCUCGGAGAUAGACACUGUGGGAACGGCCCCCUCGUCCCCCAUGUCGGUCACUAUGGAGCACGCCGCCGACGCGCAUCUGGUGCAGGACAGCCUUCAGCAUCACCACCAUCACCACAACCAGCCACAGAGUUUGCCGCUGUCUCCUCAGCAGCAUCAGCAGCAGCCGCUUGCCGGGGCCGGCUGCGCCCCGAGGACUGCCACAUCCUCGUUUUUAAUCAAAGACAUUUUAGGCGACAGCAAACCGCUGGCAGCGUGCGCACCUUACAGCACCAGCGUAUCCUCACCCCACCACACACCAAAACCAGAAAGUGCCACGGCUCCGGACGUCUUCAGGCCCAAGUUGGAACAAGACGAAAACAGAAGCAAGUUGGACAAAAGGGACGACAUUCAAAGCGAAAUUAAAUGCAACGGCACUAAAGAAGAAGGGGACCGGGAGAUCUCCAGUAGCAGAGACAGUCCACCGGUGCGCACGAAAAAACCUCGCAAAGCACGGACAGCUUUUACCGACCACCAGCUCAACCAGCUGGAGAGGAGUUUUGAGCGUCAAAAAUACCUCAGCGUGCAGGACCGCAUGGACCUGGCGGCGGCCCUCAACCUGACAGACACACAAGUCAAGACCUGGUACCAAAACAGACGGACGAAGUGGAAGAGGCAAACGGCGGUGGGACUGGAGCUCCUGGCUGAAGCAGGAAACUACUCGGCCUUACAGAGAAUGUUCCCGUCGCCCUACUUCUACCACCCGAGCCUGCUCGGCACCGUGGACAGCACGACGGCGGCCGCGGCGGCCGCAGCCAUGUACAGCAGCAUGUACCGGACUCCCUCCACACCGCAUCCCAGCCUCCAGAGACCUCUUGUCCCGAGGGUGCUCAUUCACGGCCUUGGGCCGGGGGGGCAACCGGCACUAAACCCCCUGUCUAACCCGAUGCCCGGGACACCGCAUCCGCGAUAAAAUUUCAAGACCAGAAAACCUGGUUGAACACGUGAUUUGGUUCUUUUUCCCCUGACAAUUGUAGUUUAGGUAAUGGUCACUUCUUUCAAGUAGUCCACUUUCAAGGGAAGCUUUUAAAGGUAGAAUUGUGGGUAAGUCUACUGUCACCACCAAAAUCAUACGACUGAUCCACGGGGAAGAAAGGGCCAAUUAGAGAUCAUUUGGCAAAGAAGCUUUCCAUUGCUUUCACUCUGGUAUUAUUUGGUCUUUUGUUGACCUCUGCUGAGAGCAAAGGCGGAUUCUCUGACAAGCAGGAGAGGGGCCGCCGCCGCGCUGCUCUUUCAUCUAGCAUUGUGAGAGCACAAGUGCCCGUGUCCGCCAACCACUUUAAUCAACUUAAUGCAACUGAUACUGCCUGUUGUUAUGAGCCCCCAGUCCAAUUCAAAGAAGCCCACAGAUGGGCAGAAGCAGUGGAGGCUACUCUGCAGUCCUCUGCUGCCAACAAGUGCCAUGGGGGUCAGAGAUACAGGAACAAGGAAGAUGGGGGUCUUGGGACAGGGAGGCAUCACUCAGACAACCUGUCUUCACAGCGAUGCUGGUUCCUCUCCCCCAUCCUUCCACAUCCACAUCUUUACAAGGGCUACACAGCACAUCUGAUAUGAAAUGUGGGUGAUGGACCUUUGUUUAGUUCAAAGGUUCGUACCUCUUUAUUCCUAAGUCCCUUUGUAAAUCCUCAGUCCCUGAAAUAUGUAUAACUGUCCUUUUCAUUCCAGCCAUCUGAGGGGGGAAAUCAAAGCCAGAAGUUUCUGUGAGAAUCAGUUUGAAAUGGAGUGUCCAUGUGGUGUCUUCACUUCUUAACCUGCUUCCCAGCACAGAACCCGUGCGACCUUCAAAACAUGAGCAUGGACAGUCACUUUAGCCGCUGCACAGAUUCAUAUACAUAUUCAUAACUCACAGGCUGGCUCAGUCAGGUUUAGCUCUUAUACGCUCACAGUUACACUAAUUAAAAUAAAACUACAGCUCUAAUAAGUCCAUCCAGUUUCUGAUUAA
Messenger RNA from Melanotaenia boesemani (Boeseman's rainbowfish), 2509 nucleotides. It is a transcript of the gene barhl2, whose product is annotated as BarH-like homeobox 2. The coding region runs from base 383 to 1480 and encodes 365 amino acids. The transcript has 4 exons. Gene Ontology annotation, cellular component: nucleus. Gene Ontology annotation, biological process: regulation of transcription by RNA polymerase II. NCBI's taxonomy places the organism in Eukaryota, Metazoa, Chordata, Actinopteri, Atheriniformes, Melanotaeniidae. The record is from RefSeq and is a predicted model, not a curated record. Gene Ontology annotation, molecular function: RNA polymerase II transcription regulatory region sequence-specific DNA binding; DNA-binding transcription factor activity, RNA polymerase II-specific.